Molecule: messenger RNA, 1985 nt
Organism: Eurytemora carolleeae
Lineage: Eukaryota; Metazoa; Arthropoda; Copepoda; Calanoida; Temoridae
Exons: 12
Coding region: 1-1776 (591 amino acids)
Cellular component (GO): membrane
Source: RefSeq, a predicted model, not a curated record
AUGUGUGGGAAACUUAUUUUGCUUUUAAUUAUCUCAUAUUUUAAAGUUGUUGACUGUGUUCUAAUUAAUGCUGUCGACUGCUUUUUCUCACCAAUAACCGGUCUCCAUACAAAGAUUGGAGAGCUGUCACGCUUCAACAUGAGCUGUCAUAACAGAAUGUGGGAGAAGGGAUAUCCGGUUGCGAUAAUUCAGAUUUACCAGGAUAAAGCUCAGAACGAUUACAAGCUUUGCGUCGAGAUAGACGAUAUUUCACCCUGUGUUCCAAGCUCAGAUCCGAUAUGGUUAAAUAUGUCAGUUCCUCAUCAGAUUUACAAUAUUCAAGUUACCUCUUUCAAUUUUGGAAUACGAUGCAUUAGACAGAAGAAUUACUACCCUUCAGGUUCUCUACUAUUGAAUGCUGGAUACAGUAUACUACAGCUUGAAGCUCAGGGUACCCUGCUACAGUACGGAGUAGAUGAAUACCAGAAUAUUAUGGAUCUGUCUGAUACAUACUCAGAUAUUCUUAUCGUUGGAAAACAGAGCUGGACAAAUAUUUCAACAGAUGAGAUGAUUAGAACUGGGAUAGAUGACCUCACCUUUACUCCAGUAGUUCAUGAGGCUGAUGUCCAGGGAUUCGAGGCUCAGUCUGGAGGUUUAGAGGUUCAGUUUCCGAUAUUCAUGUCAGAAAAUUUAUCUAAAGAUGAACUCGAGGCAAAAGGAUUUUCAAGAGUGAUGACCCUGCUUGCUCUCUGCUUUGCUAACUUUAUGAUUGGAACUGGUAUAGAUGAAUCUGAGGUUCGAGGAGUAUAUAAGGAUAUUAUUUCCUCCUGUAGACAACUUACCUGCGCAUCAUCUCUUCUAUCUUUAACUGCCUGGAAGGUUGGAUUAUUGUGCCAGACAGUUUAUGUUCCACUAAUAUCCUUUACUCUUGGCCAGCUCAUCUUUAGACAUGAUGUAGAGUGUAAUAUGAUCGUAGAUCUUACUAGGAUAGGACUUUUCCUUCUUGGUAUAUCCCCAGGAGCAACAGCAUCAACCUAUUUUUCCCAUAUAUUGUGUGGGGAUCUCUCCCUCUCCGUGCUGCUGGUGAUACUGAGUACUAUAUUGAGUCCGUUUACUAUAAUAUUCUGGAAUAUGAGCCUAGGAGGUUUCCUUAAUACAGAUACUAACCUUCAACCAAUCCAGGUUCCUGGUACAUAUAUACUCAAGUAUUCAGCAGCUCUAAUUUUACCAAUAAUUAUAGGGAUUUAUGCAGGUUCUAGGUUCACCAAGUUUGGAGAAAUAAUGUCUGUAAUCAGGAAACCUAUCAUGGUGGUAGGAUUAAUAGGUGCACUCUUCAUAUACUACUUUCAAUAUAAAUACUUCUUCACAAUAUUCAGCUGGAGACAUUUCUUUGCUUGUGGAGUUCUAUCCGUGGGAAGUACACUGGCUGCUCUCAUUACAGCUCAUUUCUGUAGUUUAACUCAUUCUCAGAUAAUCAGUAUAGGAAUAGAUACGGGAAUGCAGAACAGUGCUCUCAGCUACUAUAUGCUCAAGGGUGUGUAUAUGAACCCUAUGGAUGACUAUGCUACUACACCAGCCAAUGCUCAAAUAUUCUUCACAUCUCUACCCUUGAUGUGCAUAUGGUUUGUUUACACAAUAUUCACAAUAUUCUCCAGAUGGAGGAAUUCAGCUAAACCGGCUGGACCAAUAACACAGAUUCCUCCGUUGACAGUUGACGGUAAACCAUUAACCUGUGUCAAGAUACAAGAUAUUAAACAGUGCUGGGCAGAACAUAAUCUUAAACCUCUCUGGGUCUAAACUUUUCAUAAUAUAUUGUUAAAUUCUUCAAUUUUAAAGUUUAUCAGUUUCAUUUCUAUUCAUCUUCCAUUAUCUCUUAAUAUUCUAUUUGUGGAACUAAUGUCAUUUCUUCAAAGGAUUAUCCAACAUUUACUUUAGAAAUACUUAACUCUGUUGUUAUGAAGCUGAAAACAAAAUAUGUUUAAAAAUAAAAUAUAUAUUUAAUUCCA